Salarias fasciatus (jewelled blenny) is the source of this 3102-nucleotide messenger RNA. RefSeq names its product aspartyl/asparaginyl beta-hydroxylase-like. Gene Ontology annotation, molecular function: protein binding; peptidyl-aspartic acid 3-dioxygenase activity. The transcript has 26 exons. The record is from RefSeq and is a predicted model, not a curated record. The coding region runs from base 210 to 2258 and encodes 682 amino acids. Gene Ontology annotation, biological process: peptidyl-aspartic acid hydroxylation. Lineage: Eukaryota; Metazoa; Chordata; Actinopteri; Blenniiformes; Blenniidae. Gene Ontology annotation, cellular component: endoplasmic reticulum; membrane.
CUGAAGAGGAGGAGCCGCUGAUAGAGGAGGUGCAGGAGGAGGAGUCAGGGGGCGUCCCCGAACAGGAAGCGGGACAGACGGUCGUCACGGAGACGGAUGGGAAGGCCACACAGUCUGAGAGCAAGAACGGGAGGAGGACCGAGGGAGGAGGAGCAGGAGGAGACGCAGCAGCAGCAGCAGCAGGAGGAGGAGGAGCAGCCAAGUACUCCAUGUUCACCUGGUUCGUGGUGCUGGCUCUGCUGGGCGUCUGGAGCUCGGUGGCCGUGCUCUACUUCGACGUGGUGGACUACGACAGCGUGCUGGCCAGAGCGAAGGAGUUUCGUAUGAACUUUUCAGAGGUUCUUCAAGGUAAACUGGCGGCGUACGACGCAGACGGAGACGGCGACUUCGAUGUGGAGGACGCCAAAGUUCUGCUCGGCCUGAAAGCAACACAGACUCCAGACGUGGGAGCUCCAGGUCAGAAGGAACCAGGAGAGGAACCGGGAGAGGGGGGAACAGAACGUGACGAGUCUAAAAGAACAAGUCCAGAGCCUGCCGAGUCUUCAGCCACCGAGUCCACACCAGCACCAGAGACCCAGACUGAAGGCUCCAAACCAGUCUCUGGAUCUCAGGACGUGGAGACUGAAAUCCAAGCUGCCGUCCCUCUGCCUCCGUUUGUGGAAGACAGCUUUGUUCCAGAUGAUCCUCGAGACAGCGCCAACCCUUACGAAGAAGAGCCAGACUCCAUCGACACCACAGGAGCUCUGGUGGAGGAACCCUCGUCCAGCGAGACUGAAGUGGCGUCAGAUCAAGUCCUCACCAGCUCCAGACUCACCCAGGAAGCAGAAGAAGAAACUCAACCUGAAGCUCAAGAAGAGGCAAAAUCAGAGACAGAGGCUGAGAAUGAAGCAGUAGAAAAACUGUCUGAGGAGAAACAAAGUGAGGAGAAGCAAUCUGAGGAGAAACAACUAGAAAAAGCCAAGAAGAAGAAACCGAAGCUUCUGAACAAACUGGACAAAACCAUCAAAGCAGAAAUCGACGCGGCCGAGAAGCUCCGCAAGAAGGGGAAGGUGGAGGAGGCUUUGAGGGGGUUCGAGGCUCUGGUGCAGCAGCAUCCACUGAGCCCCCGCGCACGCUACGGCAAGGCUCAGUCGGAGGACGACCUGGCUGAGAAGCUGCGCAGUAAUGAUCUCCUUCAAAAAGCCAUCAACAGCUACAGAGAAGCUGCAGAACUCCCAGAAGCAACGUCAGACCUCCUGAGAGCGGCUCUGAAGAGACGAGCCGAGAGGCAGCAGUUCCUGGGCCGGAUGCGAGGGUCCCUGAUGACUCUGGAGAAGCUGGUCCAGAUCUUCCCAGAAGACAUCGGUCUGAAGAACGACCUGGGCGUCGCCCACCUGUUGCUAGGAGACAACAAGGGCGCCAAGAAGGUCUAUGAGGAGGUUCUGGAGGUCGCCCCUAGCAACGGGUUCGCCAAAGUGCACUACGGCUUCAUCCUGAAGUCGGACAACCAGAUCGCAGAGAGCAUACCGUACCUGAAGGAGGGUCUGGAGUCCGGAGAACCGGGAACCGACGACGGGAGGUUCUACUUCCACCUGGGAGACGCUCUGCAGCGGGUCGGAGACGACAGCGCGUAUUACUGGUACGAGUUGGGUCACAAGCGCGGCCACUUUGCGUCGGUGUGGCAGCGGUCGCUCUACAACGUGGACGGGCUGAAGGCCCAGCCCUGGUGGACGCCCAAAGAGACGGGAUACACCGACCUGGUCAAGAUGCUGGAGAGGAACUGGAAGACGAUCCGGGACGAGGCUCUGGCUGUGAUCGACCAGAAAACGGGACUGUUCGUCCCCGAGGAGGAGAACCUGAGAGAGAAAGGAGAGUGGGGCCAGUACACUCUGUGGCAGCAAGGGAGAAAAGUUGGGAAUUCAUGUCAGGGAGCUCCGAAGACGUGUUCGCUGCUGGAGAGGUUUCCUGAAGCUACCGGCUGCAAGAGAGGACAGAUUAAGUUCUCGGUCAUGCAGCCUGGGACUCACGUCUGGCCUCACACCGGACCCACCAACUGCAGGCUGAGGAUGCACCUCGGCCUCGUCAUCCCCAAGCACGGCUGCAGGAUCCGCUGCACCAACCAGACCAGGACGUGGGAGGAAGGCAAGGUCCUCAUCUUCGACGACUCCUUCGAGCACGAGGUCUGGCAGGACGCCGACAGCUACCGCCUCAUCUUCAUCGUGGACGUGUGGCACCCGGAGCUGACGCAGUACCAGCGCCAGACCCUCAGCCCCAUCUAGACCAGCAGGGCCGGGCGGAGGAUCGGACCGGGGAGGCUGCUGUUCUUCUUCUUCUUCUGUGGUAAACGUGCUGAGAACACUGCGAGGAGGUUCGGAGAAGAAGCAGACGUCUGACGGACAGACGGACUGGCGAUUUUUGUUAAACUACUAAAAGUAUGGAAGGCUCUGACGUCAGAAUGAAGGAUGUACGUUUGUGAUACUACUGAUUGGACCAUAAACUGAACUCACCCGGUACUUCUGUAAAGGUACGGCAUGGAACCCACCCUCAGCUGAACACCUUUAAUUUAUUUUCGCAAAAACGGACCAUUUGAUCCAACCGUUUAGUUCUUCUUCUUCUUGCACCAACGUGAUUCAGAUAAACAUGAAUAUGAGCAUUAGCUGCUUUAGCUUCAUGCUACAGCUAACGGAUAUUUAGUAUCACUGAGCGUCGAACAGCUGAUGCUAACUGUUAGCAUUAGCGUUACAGUGAUGUUUCCUGUCUGAUUAGACCUCAGUGGGUGGAGGGGACCGCGGGGAACCAGUCGUUUUUCUACCCCAGCCUUGCAGUACCAUUUUGAACCACAAGGACGUUAGAAGUAAUUCACGUCCACACGUUGUACCUUUCAGCCUCGUUCAGAACGACUUCAUGUUCAGAGUGAGCCAGAACUCGGCUCGGCUCGGUGGUCAACGGGGAAAUGCCAAAAGAACGCUGAAUCAGCUCCGCCAAGCCUUAACGGAACAGCACCACUAUGCAUUCACUCAGUUUCUCUCAUCACUUUUGCACAGAAAGAAAUGUAACACAAAUGUAACACAAAAAGAUUUAUAUUUAUAUUAAAAAAUUCAAAAAUGAUGGAAAAAAUAGCAA